Messenger RNA from Drosophila hydei, 4164 nucleotides. It is a transcript of the gene Chs2, whose product is annotated as chitin synthase chs-2. The transcript is spliced from 10 exons. Bases 1 to 4155 code for a protein of 1384 amino acids. Lineage: Eukaryota; Metazoa; Arthropoda; Insecta; Diptera; Drosophilidae. Gene Ontology annotation, molecular function: chitin synthase activity. Gene Ontology annotation, cellular component: cell periphery; cell septum. The record is from RefSeq and is a predicted model, not a curated record.
AUGAGUGCGGACUACGAGAGCAACUACUUUAUGCGCAGUCGCAAAGUGCGCGAUAAGCCACCGUUGUGGGACUCAUUUCAAGACCCGCCAGCGAAGCGGACCAGCGGCUCCGACGCCUACUGGAAGAAGUUGCAGUUCUUCCUCAAGCUCUUCAAGCUCUUCGUCUAUCUGCUGGUAUUUGCCGUGAUCUUGGCCUGCAGCGUGGCGGCCAAUCUGAUUUAUCUUUAUAUGGCGGGCAACACAAAUGGCGAUACAGUGGUGCGAGUGUGCACCAAAUACCUUCUACUCGAUGGCCAGGUGAUGGCUGUGCGCAGCAAGCUGGAACAAAUUGCUUGGGUCUGGGCCCUGAUCUUUGCCUUUGCCGCCCCCGAGCUGUUCACCUUUCUGCGCGCUCUGCGCAUCUCCAUGUUCAAGCGAGAACAGCGGCCCAGCGGUCUGGAAGUGGCGCUCGUCACACUCUUUGAACUGCUGCACGUCAUCGGCCUGGCCCUGCUCACCUUCACCGUGCUGCCGCAGCUGGAUGUGACGCGUGGAGCGAUGCUCGGCUGCUGCGUUGGCUUCGUACCGGCACUUCUCAACCUGUUGACUGGCACACGCUUGCAAUGGAAAUCUGCGGAUCUGUUUGUCUACGGGCUCUCCAUAUUGGCCAUUGUGGCGCAGGGCAGCGCCUUUCUCGUCUGGCCAGCCAUGUCCGCUCAGCUGGAGGUCCAGUUGCUGGCCAUUCCAUUGCUAUUAGUAUCGUUCCGCUGGUGGGAGAACUUUGCUAAUACGCACGAAGCGAUAGCCUACAUCAUUCGUAAUAUACGCUGUACUCGAUCGCGUUAUCACACCUACCUCUACUUGGCACCGCUGAAGAUUCUGGUGUUCGCUUUGAUGGGUUUUCUACUGCACGGCGAGAACUUCUUGGACUAUUUUACGCAGUUUCUCAAGGCGUGGCAGUCGCAUUCCAUAACCGUAACGUAUACGGAUGGCUUGCUGGAUACGGUACAUUGGGCCAAUGGCAGCUCAUCUAUCACGCCCACGCGACUCGCUCAGUACUCGCUGCAGUCGAAUAGCAGAGCUGUGGUCUACGCCCUGCUGCUGCAGGUGGCCGCCGCCUAUUUGUGUCACAUUUUUGGGAAGUUCGCCUGCAAGAUUAAGAUUCAGCACUUCAGCUAUGCGCUGCCGCUUAACCUGGCAGCACCGGCGACCGUUUGUGUGGCCACCGUGCUGGCCCAGAUGCGAGCCGACGAUUUGUGUUCGCUGCACAGCCUGAUGCCGGAUUACCUGACGCUGCAGGCAUUGGGCCAGGAUCUACGCCAACUGGGCGCAUUGAGCCUGGAGUAUGCCCUUUGGCUAUGGCCUCUCUGGUGGCUGGCGCAAAUCUGGACCUGCCUGCACAUCUGGCAGCCCAGAAAUGACAAGAACGCGCCCACCGAGAAGCUGUACGUGUGCCCCUGGUAUUGCGGCCUGCUGGUGGACCAGUGCUCGAUGAUGAAUCGCCGCAUACUCGACUGGAGCGAUGAGUAUUUGACCAUACGGAGCGAUUUGACAACGCCCAGGGAUCCGGUUGUGGCAUUGGCUGCUGACAUCAAUGCCAGCCGGGAUAUACAGGAGCAGGACAAAAUACCGCAACUGAUUGUCUGCGCAACAAUGUGGCACGAGACCGAGGAUGAGAUGAUGGAAUUUCUGAAAUCAAUUGUACGCUUGGAUGAGGAUCAAUGCGCACGACGAAUGGCAAAAACGCAUCUAAACGGCGGCAAAGCGGAUGACGAAUACUAUGAAUUGGAAACCAACAUUUUCUUCGACGACGCCUUCGUGCUGGACGAUAAGCAAUGCCAGAAUAAGAGAAAUCCGCCGCUCAAUGAGUAUGUAAAGACUCUCACACGCACCAUAGACAAGGCAGCCUUUGAGAUCUAUGGCGUCAAUAUCAGAAUUAAGCCGCCACUGAAGAUUGAGACGCCGUACGGAGGUCGGCUGGUGUGGACUCUGCCCGGACGCACCAAGAUGGUGGCACAUCUGAAGAACAAGGAUAAGAUUAGGCACAAGAAGCGCUGGUCGCAGGUCAUGUAUAUGUACUACCUGCUGGGCUUUCGCAUCAUGGAAUUGGAGAAGCUAUCGGCGCGCCGCAAGGCUGUCAUUGCGGAGAACACUUUUCUGCUAGCCCUCGAUGGGGAUAUCGAUUUUCAGCCGCGUGCCGUGCAGCUGCUCAUUGACCGAAUGAAAGCAAUCGAUGAGCUGGGCGCCGCCUGCGGCCGCAUACAUCCUGUGGGCCGUGGCCCGAUGGUUUGGUAUCAAAAAUUCGAGUACGCAAUCGGACAUUGGCUGCAGAAGGCCACAGAGCACGUAAUUGGCUGUGUGCUGUGCAGUCCGGGCUGCUUUAGUCUGUUUCGGGCCAGUGCCCUGAUGGAGAACAGCGUCAUGAAGCGCUAUACGCUCGUCAGCUCGGAGCCCAUGAAGAUGGUGCAAUACGAUCAGGGCGAGGACCGCUGGCUAUGCACUCUGCUGCUAAAGCAGGGCUCACGCGUGGAGUACUGCGCCGCCUCCGAUGCCUUCACCCAUUCGCCGGAGUACUUCAACGAGUUCUACAAUCAGCGCCGACGCUGGGUACCCUCGACUAUUGCCAAUAUCUUCGACAUACUCGCCGAUGCCAGCACCGUGGUCAAGAAGAAUAACUCCAUAUCGACUCUGUACAUCAUGUACCAGGCCAUGCUCAUGAUUGGCACCGUGCUCGGCCCGGGCACCAUAUUCCUGAUGAUGGUUGGCGCCUUGGUAGCUGUAUUCACCAUCAACAUUUGGACGGCCUUUCUGUGGAACUUCUUUCCCAUACUCAUCUUUGUGCUGAGCUGCGUGUACUUGAAGCAAAAGUUCCAGCUUCUCAUUGCUUUCGUGAUUAGCGCCAUCUAUUGUCUGGUAAUGAUGGCUGUGCUCAUUGGAAUCAUCGUUCAAAUGCUGGAGGAUGGCCCUUUGGCACCAGCUUCGCUCUUCUUUCUCCUAGUCGCUGUACAAAUUACAAUUGCAGGCCUCAUGCAUCCUCAGGAGUUUUGGGCUUUGCUGUGUGGCGUCAUCUACUACAUCACAAUACCCUCGAUGUACAUGCUGCUCAUGAUCUACUCGGUGUUCAACAUGAACGACGUUAGCUGGGGCACUCGAGAGGCGCCUGUGCUCCGCGAUGAUGGCGAGAAUUCGCCCGAGGAUCCAGACAACUAUUUGCCCGGCUGGCUGAAUGAUCCGCUGCUCAUUGACUCGGAGCUGGGUGAGAUAACGUUGCUGGAGCAGCGCUUCUGGAAGGAUGUUAUCAAACAGUACCUGAAGCCGCUGGAGCUGAGCAAGGAGCAGAAGCAGAGCAUGGCCGACGAUCUGAAGGAACUGCGUAACAUGAUUGCCUUUGCAUUUGUCAUGGUCAAUGCGAUUUUCGUUCUGAUCGUGUUUCUGCUGCAGCUUAAGAAGGACUAUUUGCACUUGAAGUGGCCCAUAGAUCCUACAGACUUUGUGUCCUUUGACCGCGACAACCACCAAGUGAGCAUCUAUCGACAGUACAAGGAACUGGAUCCCAUUGGCCUCUGCUUCGUCAUAUUCUUUGGCUUCAUAUUGGUCAUACAGUUCAUAGCCAUGUUCUUCCAUCGCUUUGCCACCAUGUCUCAGCUGCUGGCUACGACGCAGCUGGACUGGUUUCGCUCCAAUGGACAGCUGAGCGACGAGGAUGCCGCCCUCGAGCUGAAUGGCAGCGCAGUGCACAUAGCUCGCAGGCUGCAGCGCCCCAAGCGGCUCUUCGAUGAUGACGACGACGUGGACGCUCAUCACUAUGAUGAGCUGCUGGGCCAGGACGACGGCCACCGCGAGAGCCUUGCACGUCGCCAAACCAUCUGCCGGCUACACGAGACACGUAACAAGCAGCACAGCGACUACAGCGACCUGGUUAAAAACUUUGAGAAGCGCUUCUUCAGCGAAGAUGAGCUGAAUAUGAAGAAUCUGCCAUUGAGUCGCAAGUCCAUUAAACUCUUCCAGGAACGCCGCUCCGUGGCCAAAGUGAAUGCAGCUGCUACGCCCGGGGGCACGCCCACGCCGAAAGCCGGCAAGCGACCUCCACUGGUGGUAAAUGCGAAAAAAGUGAGCUUCAGCAAUGCCAACAUGCAAGUCUAUGACAACGGAGCUCUCGAGCACACAGAAUUCUGAAUACUGAAU